CAAAGCGUGAUCUUGAAGCGCCAGCUUGUUGCAGAAUCAGAGUUUCACCUGCAGUCCGUCUGGGCCGCGAUGUCAGCCACGCCAGGAUCGUCAUCUGCCUCAAGCUGGCCGUCGGCUGCAGGCGGGGCUGGGGCGCCCAGUGGGCCUCGAACCCCAGUCAGCGGCGUUGGCAGCCAGGGCCCGGGCGCAGGCAGCCAGAGUCAGUCGCCGAUGAGCUCCGAGAAAGCCGUCCUGCACUCGAAGAAGGACGGCUCUAAGAAAGGUGGCGAGACGGGGCCAGUGGUGUCGGCGGAGGCUGGCGCUGGCGUGUUGCCUGGCCGGGCUACGCUCAAUCAGUACUUUGAGGAGUCCGACAACCCUGACAUGAUGGAUAUUCUGUUCGGAUCAGAGAUGGGCAACGUUCGCCUGGCGAGGAUCUUCGAAACAUACGAGGUUCGCCCAUCUCCAGUCGCGGUGAGCUUCUUCGACGCCGCGGGGGACCGCAUGAUCCACGGCGACCCCGUGAACCGCGAGACCCAGAGGGCCACCCUGUUCGACCUGAAGGAAAGCAUCCGCCAGCGUGGCUUGGUUCCUGGAGUGGCUGGGGAGGCGUGGUUCGUCUGCUCACCUGGGGAGACCUCGCCGUUCUACGCCCUGAGCUGGGGCCAUCGAACGCGGGCCGUGUACGAGCUCAUCCAGGAGGACCCAGACUGGAAGAGGAACCCGCAGCUUGCGUCGACGGUGAAGGCAGGGGUGAUGGCUCGGCGCCUCACUUACAAGAUGCCCAAGUUCGUGAAGAAGUUUUUGGUGGACUACCACAACAGCCAGGCUUUCCAGACAGGCAGCGGCUACACGUACAUCGAACUGUUGCUUGAGGUGGACGGCAUGGUGAACGCGUGGCAGGUGUGGAAGAGUGACUCGAUCAGCUCGCGCGGGAAAGACUACGAACAAAAGUACUGGCAGUUCGUGAGCCAGAAGUAUGGUGACAAGCUGAAGUCGUGGAGCCACUUCGACUCUGCGAAGACCUUGGCCAAUAGACUCGUCAGCUUCGGCGUGGAGCACUGCGACUGGGCAAGGAACCACGUCGAUUUCAUGCACCCCAAGUUGCACCACCCGAGUGUUAUCGGCAUCAUGCACGGCAUCAGCUCCACGGUGUUCAAUUGCUUCAAUGGAUACAUGUGCAAGGGGGACGUCAGCGCGCUGAUGUCGGAGGCUUUGAAGUUCGCAGUUCCAGUCCGCCCGAACCCGCCGACCCAGCGGAGGCUCCCCUGGAUCUUCGAUAAAUCUCAGGCGGACGCCCAGGAGAAGAUCUCCUUCGUGCUGUUCGUGAUUGACGACAACGCAAAGCAGCCCCGCGACCAAGCCUUGAGCCUCGUGGUCUCCUCGAGGACCGAUGAGGGGGAGAGUCGCGAGAGGAACAUCGGCGAUGAUAUCAUGAGCUGCCUGAACGUUGCCAUCAGCAGCGUCGAGGUGGACUCUCAGUGCAGGGAGAUGCUCGACGUGAAGGCCGAGUUGGCCAGCUACGCCCUAGAGUUCCUCUGGCAGAAAAAGGUGAUGUUCAAGGGCACGAUGUUCAGCGCGUGGUCGACGCUGAGGGCUUUGCUGGCGGAAUCGGCUGCAGAGUCCGCGGUGAAAUUCAAGACCUUUGCCAAAUCAUCCGACUAUGCCACAGCUGGUGAUGCGGAUGAUGCGGGAUCUGGCGCCGCAGCUGCACCACCCUCAAGCCUCUUGCAGUCUCUCAGGUCUCAUGCCCAAGAAAGCCCGACCAAGAUGUUCGACGAGUUGAUUGCGAGCAAGCACGACACCGUGGUCGCCCCACUCUUGACAUUGCUUUCUCACAACAAUGCGAUGAACAUCGAGGUCCGCUUCCAUCUCGAUUACCCGCUCGUGUUCCGAGAGAUCUGCGAGAAAGUAGGGCCCGCCCCGUCCGUGAGGUUGCGGGAUUUCCUCGAGCUCUGC
Molecule: messenger RNA, 1938 nt
Organism: Prorocentrum cordatum
Lineage: Eukaryota; Dinophyceae; Prorocentrales; Prorocentraceae
Source: the annotation of a GenBank genome assembly